Molecule: messenger RNA, 2930 nt
Organism: Mya arenaria
Lineage: Eukaryota; Metazoa; Mollusca; Bivalvia; Myida; Myidae
Exons: 18
Coding region: 136-2703 (855 amino acids)
Molecular function (GO): calcium ion binding
Source: RefSeq, a predicted model, not a curated record
CAUCAAACCCAUUUUUCAACUAUAAAAUUGAGGAAUACUACUACUUCGAUGGUAACUGCUACGAAUCAACCACAGAAAUACAAGAACAUUUCAUUGAAGCAUUGCUAGCUGGAUUAGGAGACAUUUGUUCAGCUAAUGUCUGUGAUAUCGAGAUUGUUGAGGUUAUAUGUCCAGAUUCAGACGAAGCUAGAAGAAGACGUUCGUCAGACUCAGCAACAGUCAUUUUCAGGUUCUCUCCUAUUUGAAGGAAGGACGGUUUCCAAUCCGGAAUUAUCAUGUCCUUUGGGCUCAUAUAAGGACAACUUUACUCUUACAUGUGUUGAAUGUAGAAGAGGCAGAUUCCACAAACCUGAAAACAACCGAUGUGAAAUCUGUCCUCGCGGCAUGUUUCAGCCAUUGCCAGGGCAAACUAAGUGUGAUUAUUGUCCUUUUAACAAAACAACAGAAAGGAUGGGAGCUGUGCACUUUGACGAGUGUAUUGAUGCGUGUCCGCCGGGAUAUGUCUCAGCCAACGGGGUUCUUCCAUGUUCUCCAUGCGACACAGGCAACUUUGCGUCCACCUUUGGUUCUGUAGACUGUUCAGUCUGUCCUGGACCCACAACAACCAAACCUGGUGAAAUAGCUAAGUCCGCUGAUGAUUGUUAUGAUUUCGACCUUCAAUUUUCAUCGGAUUCCGUAAAGAGUGCUGUUGCGACAACCAAGCAAGAAGUUAUGUUGGAAUCAAAUGUUUAUCUCAGUUUCUGGUUAAAGUGUUCAGCAUGCUACAAUAUAUUUAAAAUAUAUGGAGAAUUUGAUGAAACAAUUGCCUUUCUCGGGCAUGCAAAUAACACUGUGGAACUGAACUGGAAAGGCUGUGUAUUCACGGGACAUAUUGAUGCGCUUGAAUUCACAAAACGGUGGCAACACGUCGUGCUUCAUUUGCAAGACGAUAGUAUGACACUUGUUUUAAACGGACACCCGAUAAUAUCAGGGCAGAACUGCUCUACCACACACAUGGCAGCUACAAAUUUGACUCUUCACGUUGGAGGCGACGGUUUUAGUGGAAGAUUGACUUCCUUUAACGUUUGGGACUACAAACCCAUCAGCGACGAUACCAGAAACUGCUUCUCGGAAAAUGAAGGAAACAUCUUUUCUUGGAAACAGUUUGCUGAUGCAGAGGGCCAUUUUGCUGUCUCGAUUAGUCAGUGCGAUGACUAUGAUAACUGCCAAAGUGCACCAUGUUUGAAUGGUGGAACCUGUUACGACAAGAUCGAAUCCUUUACAUGUUCUUGUAUGCAAGGUUUCGACGGAGUGAAAUGCGAACAGAACAUUGAUGAUUGCGAUAUGAAUUCCUGCCAAAAUGAAGCUACAUGUGAAGACGGGAUUGACACAUACAUAUGCGAUUGUGGUGUUCAUUACACAGGCGAAUUUUGUGAAAUUUUCGUCGUGAAUGGAUCGUGGUCGGCUUGGGGUGACUGGGGAGAAUGCUCAGUAACCUGCGGCAAGGGACAACGUUCGCGUUACCGUCAGUGCGACAAUCCUGUGCCGGAAAAUGGCGGAUUUGACUGUGUCGGUGAAAAUGAGAAGGUUGAGCCAUGUGCUUUGCCAGAUGAUUGCAUUUACGAGUGUAACGAGGACCCCGAAGAUCCCGAGAAUGGCGCCAUAAAUUGCUCAUGGACAAGCAAUGUCACCAAGGAGUGCUUCCCCUUUUGUCAGGAUGGUUUCGCGUUUGAUUCCGAUGAAUUCUUGGAUCAUAUUGAGUGUGGACCUAACACAGGAUUUACAUGGAAUAUACGGAAUGAAGAUAACCCGAAGGCACAAAUACCAUCUUGUACAGAGGCCAAACUUGCUGAAGAUAACAUAAUGAGAUAUUCUGGUGAAUAUGAAAUUGUAAAUGGCUGGAGUAGCAGUGCCGACAACAGCAGCUUAAGACCUGCAGUGAAACUGAAAGUAGAGAGUCUCGUUGAGGAGUUAGAUUGUGUGGUAUCAGGAACUUGCAACGUCAAAGGUUUAGAAGUAGUAUCAGAGGUGGAUACGGCAUCUAUCAGAAAGAGGUCUUUGGCAGGCAUGCUAUUUGUAUUAAGGCUUUCUUGUUCGCCAAAUGCAGAAUUUCGGGAAUGCUACGAUAUCUUAGAACAAGCUUAUAACACUCUUCAAAAUUACGUCAAUCAGACGUUGUUUGCGGUCAACGUUAAUGGAGUUACGUUAGACCUAGUACACAAUGGAACAUCUGUAGAAGGAGAAGUGAACUGCUCACCUGGCACUGUGCAGAUUGAUUACUUCUGUGUACCCUGUGGGUCAGGAAACUACCCCGAUGAUUUCUUCUGUGAGCGUUGUCCACGUGGAACGUACCAGGAUGAGAUUGGCCAGUUGGACUGUAAACCUUGUCCCGAUGGCUGGACCACCGCUGGGAUGCAAACUAGAAACAUCUCACUUUGCAACGUGCCACUGGAUAAGCCAACACACAGUGAACGUCCUGUUUUAUAUAGCUUCAUAAUUACUGGGUUGGUUGUGAGUGUGUUCUUAGUUUUUAUUGGCGUUUGGUGUAAUCGUAAAUUGGUAAAAAGCAACGUGUAUUGUGGAAGACGGCCAAAGAAAGUCAGCGCAUAUCCACGCAGACACGGCCAUCCCCGAGAGAUUGGGAAUAUCAAAUAUGCAUGGGGUGAAAUGCAUCAUGGCCAAAGUAAUGCUGAUGAAAAUGACUUUGUUGAAAAAUCAAUAUGAAGGUCUACCCGAUAACAACUGACGUGGACAACGGCUUUCCACCUCCAUAUUCAAAAUGACAAUUUACAAUUUCAGACGUGAAUGUACAGUCCAGUCACAAACUUUCUUAAAGAUGAUUCAAUAAAUUUCCAGAAAGAAAUCGCGAUAUGCUUUUUGGGGAAAAAAAUGGAGACGUUUUAUAUAAACAUUACAAAGUGCAUAUUUAUAAUAAAAAAGUCAAUACUGUU